AUGAAUUUUUUUUCCAAAAAACCCAAUAUAAGGAACACAAAAUCUGAAGUUAUCCAUAAAUCAAACAACAAUAGUGCCAGUAUUGACAAUGUCAGUUGCAACAUUGUUAAUGAACAUAACGCAAAUAGUAACAAUGAAGGAGAAAAUGACACAAACAACAUCAACUUUCUACCUGAAGAUAGUAAUGGAUUUGCAAAUUCCAAUUAUGACAUAGAUAAAAGGUCUGAAAUUUAUCAUUGUAAUAAAGUCUAUGACGCACAGUAUAGCAUGCACAUGAAUAAAAUUCAGAAUGGUGUAAGGUCUACACGAAAUUAUACUUCAUCCCACAGAAUAUGUUCUCCAAGGUCACAGUCCAUAAAUUUAUUUGCUCCAAAAGUAAAUAGGACAUCCACUAUAUCACGAAAUUUUGAUGAUAAAUUAUCACAGAUUUCAUUUUAUACGAAUAAAAAAAAACAUAUGGAUAGAAUUUCCAUCCUUGAAUCCAAUGAUAGCUUCAAAACACAAGGGAACUCACCAAUAGUUGAACAGUCCUUAGAAUUACUCAAACAUUUAGUUAAUCAGGAAAAUAGGGAGCAUUAUAUGUCUUCGCACGAAACUGAUAACAAGAAUAAAUUAAUGUUAAAAUUAAUUGAUCAAACUAAAAAAAAUGAAGAAAAAACAAAUUUUUUGCCAACAGAAUAUAGCAGUAAUAAGAGCUAUGAUAAUUAUCAAAAAAGAUUCGAAAUGUUACAUUUCAAAUUUAUUAGAUUAAAAAAUGAUUAUUCGCAUCUGAGUAAUGAAAAUGUCAUCCUUAAAAAACAGUUAAGAAAUAUAAAAGACAAUUACCAUAUGCUAAAUCCAAAAAGUGCAACCGUUUCUUUUCCCAGAGGAUCUAUACGGGAAGAUAUGCUGCGAAGUAAUGAUAUUGGAAAGAGUAGCGAUACGACAAAUAUUAACAAUGAAAUAAAUAUGAAACAACAACAAGGUGAAGGAACAAUGUUAAACAAAGGGACAAAUAUCAAUAAAGUAAUACAGUCUAUAGAUAAUUUAGUUGCAAAAACCAAAUUAGUUGAUUGUGAAGUACAAACAGAUUGCACCUUAGCAAGCCAUACACCAAACAGCUUAGAUCAUACUACAGGAGGGGAUGGAAAUUCCAUAUUAAAUGUAAAUAGAAACAAUUUAAAUUCAAAUGUGGUAGAUGAAGAAUAUCUUAAUAGAAUACGAGAACAAAUUAGGAAUGAAGUCACCCUAGAAAUUACAAACAAAUUAGAAAAAAAAUACAAAGAUGAAUUACAUUUGUUGAGACAAGGUGUUGCUAAUAAUAAUAAGAUCAAACAAAGUGAUAGUGAAAAUAUUUCCAUUGAUAAAAUUUUUAACAAAACCAGAGCUAAACUCGAUGAAGAAAUAAAUAAGACAAUUAAUAGUUAUAAAAAUAAUAUUUUUGUUCACUUUAAAGAAUUAGUGAAUUUAUCAAAAGAGGGAUCAAAAAAUUCAAUCGAAAUGAAUUAUAAUGAAGAAGGAAAUACUAAUAAGAGAACAGACAUCGGGGUAAAUAACUUUUCUUCCCUUUCUUACAAUGAAAAAAUUAAUGAAUGUAUGAGCUUGCUUGAAAAAGUUAUUAAAAUGAAAAAAAACAUUAAAAAAGAAAAUGUAAAAAAAAACAUCGAUAGUAGUAGUCUUAUUAAUGUACUUAAUAAUAUAAAUACAGACAUAAACGACAUUGAUGAUAUGAUUUAUAAUUUGAGUGCAAAUAUUGCAAGGAGCCAUAUUUCGGAUGAUGGAGAAAGUUAUCCCGAGGAAUUGGAUAUUUUGGAAAAGCCCGUUACUGCUAAUAACUAUUUCGAACUGGAAGAGGUGCCCAGUUGCAAUAAUUUAGACAAUGCGGUUGAUACUGUCAAUGCUGCUGAUACUGUCGCUGCGACCGAUACUUCCAAUGAGAAUGAAAUGAUGGGGGAACCCAUAAUUAUCACUAAUGAUAAAGGGGAAAUUUCUCGUAAAAAUAAGAAAAAAUUCGUAGAUCAUAAUAAUGAUCCAAUUACAAUUCAUAAUGAUGGUGCUAUACCCAAUUUUAAAGAGCAAGAUGACAACUUGGAAAAUCAUCCAAAUAGAGGUAACAUGCAUAUGGAGAAUCGAAAAACCGAUGACAAAAUUGAUGUCAUGGGCAAUAUAUCACAGUGGAUUGUUCACAAUGAAGAAAAGUUAACCAGAAAUGAGGACGAAUAUUCAAGUGUGGUAUCAAAUAAAAACAUGAAUACACAUUUGCCUACCAAUGGGCAUGUUCUUAUCGGAAGUCGUACGAUUAAUGGUAAGAACAUUGACAUGGACAGAGGUGUAUCUAACGGGCCUUACAAUAACAUGGACAGCAGUAUAUCUAACGGGACAUACAAUAAUAUGGACAAAGGGAUGAAUCGAACCAACGUCAAUCAGUUCACUGCGGGGGUAGGAAAAUGUGACAAGAAUCAUGCAAUCGUAGAAGAAAGAAAGAGUCAAGACAGUUUAGACAUCACUAGUGACAAUGUAGCACGUAUUAUGGAAGGUAAUGUGAAUAAUGAGAAGGUGCAUGACAAAAGAGAAAAAUUUAUUAAUUUUGUAUCGAAGGAUAAUGCUGUUCAAGUGAAUUCUAGGGAGGAAUUGUCAAAAGAGGAAGGCAAAGAAAUUAUACAUACGGAACAAGUUAUAAAUGAAAACAAAGAUAAUAUAGAAAAUGAAAAUGGGAAAAAAAAAAGUAAAUGGAAAAGUAUUUUCUCAAGUAAAAAAACAAAAAAGAAAAACCUAAGUGACAAUUUUGGUAAUGACACAGAAUUAUGGUCAAAAAAUGAAAAUAAUGAGAAUAAUGAAAAUAAUGAAAAGAAUAAUAAAAAUAAUACAAAUGGGGAAAAAUUCUAUAACAUUAUGAACAUGAACACAUCAUCGAAUAAUGUGCAAAUUGAAAAGGGAGAAAUAGACGUUCUAAACAAUGACGUAAACAAUUUAGAAAAUUUUAAGACCCAAAAUGAAUAUUUAAAUGGGAUCUCAAAUAAUCCGAAUCCUCAUUAUCAGGAAUUUAUAUAUUCAUCGAAAGAUCACAACAUUGAAAAGGUCCAUUCAAAUGCCUACAAUUUGAGUAACGGUGGUAUUGAAUUUUACCGCGAGGAACGUAAUGAAACAAUGAAUAAUGGCUUACAGAAUUUCUGUAACAAAAAUGAUUUUAAUAACAAUAGAAAUGAUGGUAAUAAUAGUAACACCACUACGAACUAUUUCAUCGAUGGGGAAAAGUGUAAUCAUAAUGGAAUAAAUGCUUACGAUGGUAGUAGGAGAACCCAAAUAAAUCCAUUUAAUUAUGAAAAUAAUAACAACCCUGUAGUUAGUAACAACUAUAAUGUAUCUAAUGCAGAUAAUUUACACAUGUACAAACGUAACAGUGGGUCAAAAAAUUUAUCUAAUUAUAAUGACAGGGAAAACAAUUCAAUUAACUGCUCAAUAUAUUCGUAUAACCCAAAUGUUAAUAGCAAAAAGGGUUUUGUCAUAACAGAUGAAGAAGGAACUGAGAAGGAAUCCCCUUAUACUGUAAAAAGUAAUAGCAUAAAAAUGAUGAAUAAUAAUGAACAGGUGGGCCCAAAUAAUAACUUCCCAUUUAUGGAAAACAAUAAAAAGGAUUUUGUAAAAUUAGAACGUACUUAUCAAAAUAAUGAAAUAGAAAAAUGUUUCAAUUUUUACAAAAAUGAUGUACAUAAUCGUAAAAUAAACAACGGAAUGAAUACUGUUGAAGAAUUGAAUAACCAGUAUAAUUUUUUUUACAGCUUGAACGACUCGAAUGGCCCUAAAGAGAAAUAUAACCCAUGUGAUCAAAGUAAUAAUAUGACAUGUUUAAACAAAUAUAACAACGAAUACCAGUUUGAUGAUUCUUCAGAAAAAAAUCGUCCAAAUUAUUACAGCAAAACGGCCAAUAUAAAAAGAGUAAAUAGUAGCGCAGUAAACACAAGUAAGAAUCAUACAACAGAUCUGACCCAAAAUGGUCAGGUCAAAUUAUCAACAAAAAGUGAAGUCCACUAUAACUCUAUUAAAGUACAAAAAAAUAAAACGAAAAAAAAUUUAGAAGACCUUUUUGCUUAG
Molecule: messenger RNA, 4071 nt
Organism: Plasmodium gonderi
Lineage: Eukaryota; Apicomplexa; Aconoidasida; Haemosporida; Plasmodiidae
Exons: 1
Coding region: 1-4071 (1356 amino acids)
Source: RefSeq, a predicted model, not a curated record